Helobdella robusta is the source of this 732-nucleotide messenger RNA. RefSeq lists its product as hypothetical. Lineage: Eukaryota; Metazoa; Annelida; Clitellata; Rhynchobdellida; Glossiphoniidae. The record is from RefSeq and is a predicted model, not a curated record. The coding region runs from base 1 to 732 and encodes 243 amino acids. The transcript has a single exon.
AUGAAAUCAACAAGAAAUAAUAAUAGACGUCGCCAUCAGUUUUUAGCAGUGCUACUUAUCACCGCUCACCUCGUUUCAGGCCAACCUCAACAACGCCACCAACCACACCAACCACAACAGCCACAGCCGCAACUUCCAAAAACCUUCAAUAACUACAAUCAUCCUCAAUAUCUAACGCCGAUUCAAAACGCCGGCGAUGACAAUUUCCGGUUUUUGAACGGAAACGGAAAUACCUUAGCACCCGAUGAGGUGUACUUAUUCAACCACGUGAUCAGUCAGGCUGAUUAUCAACGCGGAAAUAAAAUUUUCGAUGUCAUAGAAAAAACAGAAGAAAACAAAAUGGCGGCUGGUGGAAACAAAGAUAAUUAUGAGGUAAAAAUUGAUCGUGAAAAUAAUAAGCACAGAAAUAAAAACAGCAACCGCGAUGAUGCGAACGAUAAUUACCGCAAUCAAAACAAAAUUAUAAACAACAACAAAGAUCAUAAAAACACAGUGACCACGAAGUUUGACAAAACCUUAAUAAUUAGAAAAACUCCAAAAAAUGGCGCCAAUAUUAAUUUUGGUGACCGUGUCAAGGAUGACGAAAUUGGCGAGAAAAUUGAAAGUUAUGAGGAAGAAAAUGAUGAAAAAGAUGAUGAUCUGGUUGGAGUUGGUGGCGGUGAUGACGAGGAGAAAAUGGAGCUGAUGAAGCUGCGAGAUUUUCCAGGUCCUGGUUGGUUCAUGGCAUUUUAA